Messenger RNA from Sinocyclocheilus grahami, 576 nucleotides. Its product is annotated as electrogenic sodium bicarbonate cotransporter 1-like. The transcript is spliced from 4 exons. Bases 50 to 307 code for a protein of 85 amino acids. The record is from RefSeq and is a predicted model, not a curated record. NCBI's taxonomy places the organism in Eukaryota, Metazoa, Chordata, Actinopteri, Cypriniformes, Cyprinidae.
GCUUUCUGUUCUUUUCCAGAUUCUUGCGUUGGUCGCGGUGAGAAAAGCCAUGGAUUAUGUGUUCUCGCAGCACGAUCUCAGUUACCUGGAUGACAUCAUGCCUGAGAAAGACAAGAAGAAGAAAGAGGACGAGAAAAAGAAGAAGAAAAAGAAAGGGAGCAUUGACAGCGACAUGAACGACUCGGAUUUUCCAGCCAGUGAGAACAUUCCCAGCAUAAAGAUCUCCAUGGAGGCCAUGGAACAGGAGCCAGUGCUGGGGGAGAAGCCCUCAGACCGAAAGCCCAUGUCCUUCCUCACUCCCUACUGAUGGAAAGCACUUUUUCCUUUCCAAGACUGUGUCAAGUCAGGAUUUAAACCCCUUUAAGAAAACUGUGCCUCAGAUUAGAAUCGAUUUGGACCCCGACAACAACAAAUUCUUCUGGAAAACUCCAGCCUCCGAAACGUCUCUUUAAGCACUCCUGAAAACACUUUCUCACACACACUUUUAGGUCCAGAUGAUGGUUUGGUCAAUCAGCUAAACAGGAAUGUUUCUUUUUAAAGUCCAAAAAAGACACAUGUCAUUUCGACACUACAACC